Molecule: messenger RNA, 1496 nt
Organism: Eleginops maclovinus (Patagonian blennie)
Lineage: Eukaryota; Metazoa; Chordata; Actinopteri; Perciformes; Eleginopidae
Product: casein kinase II subunit beta
Exons: 7
Coding region: 143-790 (215 amino acids)
Cellular component (GO): cytoplasm; protein kinase CK2 complex
Molecular function (GO): protein kinase regulator activity
Source: RefSeq, a predicted model, not a curated record
UUUCUGUGCUGUCCUUUUGAGUUCACGAAGAACUUUAUUUAGAAAAAUGCGGCUGACCGGAAAACGCUCAUGACAUCCGGGGAACGAGGAUAAACUAGCUAAGCUUGCAGGUUAAUGUGUUUACUAAUAUAGAGAAGGGAGGAUGAGCAGCUCAGAGGAGGUGUCCUGGAUAUCCUGGUUCUGUGGACUCAGAGGCAAUGAGUUCUUUUGUGAGGUUGAUGAAGACUACAUACAGGACAAGUUUAACCUGACCGGUUUGAAUGAGCAGGUGCCUCACUACCGCCAGGCUUUGGACAUGAUUCUUGACCUGGAGCCAGAUGAGGAGCUGGAAGAUAACCCAAAUCAGAGUGACUUGAUAGAGCAGGCGGCGGAGAUGCUCUACGGGCUCAUACACGCACGCUACAUCCUCACAAACAGAGGCAUUGCACAAAUGUUGGAGAAAUAUCAACAAGGGGAUUUCGGCUAUUGCCCUAGAGUCUAUUGUGAGAAUCAGCCAAUGCUUCCUAUUGGUUUGUCAGACAUCCCUGGAGAAGCAAUGGUGAAGCUUUAUUGCCCAAAGUGUAUGGAUGUUUACACACCCAAAUCCUCCAGACACCACCACACAGAUGGAGCAUAUUUUGGGACAGGGUUCCCCCACAUGCUGUUCAUGGUGCAUCCAGAGUACCGUCCAAAGCGACCAGCCAACCAGUUUGUGCCAAGGCUAUAUGGUUUCAAAAUUCACCCAAUGGCUUAUCAACUCCAACUUCAGGCCGCAUCAAGUUUCAAGAGCCCAGUCAAAACAAUUCGCUAGAACGCCGCCCGACGAACACAGUGGACUUAAAGACUUUUUGUUUACUACUUGUUUGAAAGAAUGAAUAAUAUAUUCCAAAUAAAUGCCUGUACAGUUUCCCAAACGUGUAUAGACACUUAGAUUCAGACAUUUCCUCUUAUUUAGUGAAACACUGUUACAGUUGAGCAGAUUUUUAACGUUUAAUUAUUACAAACUGGUCAAUCUCCUUUUUAGAGUUUAACAUUAAUUGAUGUCAAUUCAUUUUUUCAAAUGUUAUGAUUUUCACAGAAAUCUAAAGUGUCUUUGACUCUGAUCAUUUCAACAUUAAAUCCAGACAAAUCAUUAACUUGUUUGUUAAUAUGAACAGGAGGUAUUUUCAAGAAACAAUAGCAAAUGGGAAGUAGAAUGUAUCUUAAAAAAAGGACAUUCUGGAUUUCAAUUGUUCCGUUAAUUUUCCUUCAUAUUCAGUGGUUUUAUUAUACAUGUUCUUCAGUCAACUGUAACAAUGUUUUCCUGAUCCUGUUUUAGUUGUUGGAUGUUUACAUUACAAUCUGGACAGAUUUUUUUUUCAAGAGUUUGGAGUUGAUUAAACAUGCAGCAAAAUCUACAGUGGAGACAGUGAAUGGCAUUAAAUAUGUAUUUCCUACCAAAAUAUUUUAAGUUGUAUGCUACACAUAUGAACUUGUAUGCUACAUAUGAAGAAUGCCAAAUAAAAUGCAAAAUUAUG